This is a messenger RNA of Triticum dicoccoides, 1776 nucleotides long. RefSeq names its product receptor-like protein EIX2. The coding region runs from base 27 to 587 and encodes 186 amino acids. The record is from RefSeq and is a predicted model, not a curated record. Lineage: Eukaryota; Viridiplantae; Streptophyta; Magnoliopsida; Poales; Poaceae. The transcript is spliced from 2 exons.
UCUUGUGGCCGCUCGCGGCAACCACCAUGAGCACGAGCACCAGCACCGGCACGAUUUUCAGUCAGUUGCUGCUGCUCCUCCUAGUCGUGCCUCCAUCCACCGCCACCGCCACCACCCAUGGCCGCGCUGCCUGCCUGCCGCGGGAGCGUGAUGCGCUGCUGGCUUUCAAGCGGGCCAUCACCAGCGACCCCGCGGGCCAGCUCGCCUCAUGGCGGCCUGGCGCGGGCGGCCACGAGGACUGCUGCCGCUGGAGGGACGUCCGGUGCAGCAACCGCACCGGCCAUGUCCUUCAGCUCCGUCUCCGCCACACGCACAGCGGCGACUGCGUCGGAAUCAGCUGCGCCAUGCCGGCCAUGGCCGGCCAGAUAAGUCCCUCCCUGCUCUCCUUGCAGCACCUAGCGCACCUUGAUCUCAGCGUGCAGCUGCUCCAGGGGCGCACCGGCCGCGUGCCCGAGUUCCUCGGCUCUCUCAGCAACCUGAGGUGUCUCGACCUCUCCUGCCUGCCGCCCCAGCUCGGCAACCUCUCCAAGUUGCGCCAUCUUGACCUCUCACAAAACGAGGAUGCCAACCUCUCAGAGCAACUCUAACAGACCCCGCAUUCGCCCCGGCCCGAAAAAUAACCGUCAAAAUGCGGGUAGAGACGGAAAAACCUGCCCGAUCAGACCCCGCAUAUCGCCCCGUCCGGCAAAAUCUCGGCCCCAACCCGCGAAUACGCGGGUUUCCCCGUCGCAGCUGCGGUGCCCUGCAUCACACAGAAGCAGUUGGCGGGAGGAACAUUUCAUCCCGCGCGCAUUUUUCCCACCCCCCUUGCUUCCGCCCGCUCGCCGCCAGCGAUUCCGGCCAAAUCUGCGGCAGAUUCGCGCCGCGGGGCCGUCCCCCACCCUCCCGCGCCGUCACGCUGCACCGACCCCCGGAUCCGGCGAGAAGAGCGGCGCCCUCGUCGCUGCCACCGCCGGGGAUCGACCACCGUCGAGCCCGCCCCUCGUCGCCGCCUGGGAUCAUCCGUCGCAUCCACCACCGAUGGAUUUGAGCCCGUGCGAGAAAUUCUUGCUCACCGAUUCGAACGACUCACACGACUCGGAUGUUGAGACCAUGCUUGCGAACUUUCGGCAGCAGACAUUAGUCAUGUCACUUGCCGUGAAGGAGCACGAAGACGAGAACCGGAAGAGAAGGUGAGGAUCGACCGUCGGGCGUCUUUGCAUUCCUCGGAAUCGUCAUCUUGGGAAUGAGAUGUUGAUGCAAGACUACUUCACGGAGAAUCCUACAUAUCCACCACACCUCUUCCGGAGAAGGUACCGAAUGCGUCGAUCUUUCUUUGUGAAAAUUGUUCAAGCUUGCGAGGCAAAUUGCCGGUAUUUUACUCAAAGAAAGAAAUGCUGCAGGCUUAAAGGGAUUUAGUGCAUAUCAAAAAAUCUCCGCAGCUAUGCGGGUGAUUGCAUAUGGUGUUCCGGCUGACUAUGUCGAUGAGUACCUUCGUAGAUUUGCAAUUGAGUCCGUGCGUAGAUUUGCAAAAGUGGUCAUCCGUGUCUUUGGUCCUGAGUAUCUUCGGGCACCCAACAAGGAUGACACAAAGAAAUUGAUGGCAUCUAAUGAGAGGAGAGGUUGGCCUGGCAUGCUAGGUAGCAUUGAUUGUAUGCAUUGGACAUGAAAAAAUUGCCCGAAGGCAUGGCAAGGAAUGUAUUGUGGCAAGUCUCGUGAUGCAACAAUUGUGCUAGAGGCCGUAGCAUCCAAGGAUUUAUGGAUUUGGCAUUGCUUCUUUGGUAUGCCGGUCACUCU